AUGGAUUUAUUCUGGCGGCUUUUCCAAUGGUGGCCGGCAGUUGAAGCUGCGGCGAUGAGAGCAGAGGAAGAAGCAGAGGCACUCAUCUCUCCCCCAUACUGUUGCAUGGCUACAUUUAUUAACUGCCUCUUGUGGAUUAGGUGUGGAUCCAAGCAAUCUGGAGACCUUGGUAAAACUGCUGAAGCGCUUGAUGGAUCCGAUUUUUCUCCUUCUACGCAAAAGUUUAGGCUGUGGGUGACAAUUUUCAUGCAGAUUGGAGGAGCACCCUUAUCUUGCUUGCCUCUUAAUUUAGAAUCUUUUGGUGGUCUGAGUGAUAAUGAGCUAGAUUCGUUUGUUGGGCUUUACUUUGCAAAACUUCGGAUUGGGUCUCCUCCGAAAGACUAUCAUGUGCAAGUUGACACAGGAAGUGACAUUUUAUGGGUGAAUUGGAUUGGCUGUCAGAAGUGUCCCACAAAAAGUGAUCUUGGUAUUGAUCCUACACUCUAUGAUCCAAGAAGCUCAUCCACUUCAAAGUUAGUUACUUGUGAUCAAGAAUUUUGCACAUCGAUGUACAAUGGUCCACCUCCUGGUUGCCGGCCUGAAUUGCUUUGCCCAUAUAAUGUGGUUUAUGCAGAUAAUGGCACGACUACUGGUUACUUUGUGAAGGAUACUAUACACUUUGAUAAACUGAUUGGAAAUCAGCAAACACAAUCAGAAAAUGGAAGUGUAAUAUUUGGAUGUGGAGUCAAGCAAUCUGCAGACCUUGGUGAAACUUCUGUAGGACUUGAUGGUAUAAUCGGUUUUGGAAAAGCAAAUUCGUCAAUGAUAUCACAACUUGCUGUGGCUGGAAAGGUCAAAAAAACAUUUGCCCACUGCUUGGAUAAUGUAAAUGGAGGUGGAAUCUUUGCCAUGGGGGAAGUGGUACAACCACAAGUGAAUACUACUCCGAUGGUACCAAAUCAGGCACGGUACAAUGUUAUUAUGAAGGCAAUUGAGGUGGGUGGUGAUGUUCUAGAACUUCCCAAAGAUAUAUUUGAUACUGAAGAUCCGAUAGGAGCGAUAAUUGACAGUGGAACAACCUUGGCUUAUCUUCCAGAUACUGAUUAUGACCUACUGGUGACCGAGGUUUUGGCACAGCAGCCCGGGUUGUAAGUACAUAAAGUUGGUAAUGAAUUUACUUGUUUCGAGUAUUCUUUCAGGGUUGAGGAUGGAUUUCCAGAUAUCACAUUACAUUUUGAUAAAUCACUUAUUUUGACAGUUUAUCCUCAUGAUUACCUGUUCCAGAUGUGGGACCAUGUGUGGUGUAUUGGUUGGCAAAACAGUGGAAUAAUAUCCAAGGAUGGAAAAGUGACUCUUUUGGGAGACAUGGUGCUUGCAAAUAAGCUAGUGGUUUAUGAUGCUGAAAAUCAGGUCAUUGGAUGGAGAGAGUACAACUGUUCCUCAUCCAUUAAACUGAAGGAUGAAUCGGGAGCAGUGUACACUGUUCGUCACCACAAUCUUUUUUGCUAG
This is a messenger RNA of Ziziphus jujuba (common jujube), 1488 nucleotides long. RefSeq names its product aspartic proteinase 36. Gene Ontology annotation, biological process: proteolysis. Gene Ontology annotation, molecular function: aspartic-type endopeptidase activity. The transcript has 11 exons. The record is from RefSeq and is a predicted model, not a curated record. Lineage: Eukaryota; Viridiplantae; Streptophyta; Magnoliopsida; Rosales; Rhamnaceae.